This is a messenger RNA of Myotis daubentonii (Daubenton's bat), 456 nucleotides long. Its product is annotated as large ribosomal subunit protein eL33-like. NCBI's taxonomy places the organism in Eukaryota, Metazoa, Chordata, Mammalia, Chiroptera, Vespertilionidae. The transcript has a single exon. Bases 79 to 429 code for a protein of 116 amino acids. The record is from RefSeq and is a predicted model, not a curated record.
CUUCCUUUUUCCACCUUGGACCCUGUGGAGGUGAGUGGAAGCGCUGCUGCUGAACUUGAGGGGCCUGCGGGGAACAGGAUGUCUAUGAGGACAAAUAUGUCUGGAAGGCUGUGGCCCAAGGCCACGUUUGCUGGCUAUAAGCAGGGUCUCCAGAACCAGAGGGAGCACACAGCUCUUCUUAAAAUUGAAGGUGUUUAUGCUCGAGAUGAAACAGAGUUCUACCUAGGCAAGAGAUGUGCUUAUGUGUACAAAGCAAAGAACAACACAGUGACUCCUGGUGGCAAACCAAACAAAACCAGAGUAAUCUGGGGAAAGGUAAGUCGUGCUCAUGGAAACAGUGGAAUGGUUUGUGCUAAAUUCCAAAGCAACCUUCCUGCUAAGGCUACUCGACACAGAAUCCGUGUAAUGCUGUACCCCUCAAGGAUUUAAACUUACUGAAAAUAAAUAAAAUGGAUU